AUGAGCGUUGAGCUCGGCAGCCUAUCGAUGGAUUGGCGAAUAGCGCUUCAAUUGGCGCAUUCGACGCUGCACACAUUGCGUCCGUUGAUCCCCAGUGAGGCGAUAGCAGGUAAACCUGCGGUGUCUUGUCUCAAGCGCCCGUUGAAAAACUCUCGGUGUCUCCGCUUGUCGUGCAAAAAGCACGUGUUCUCUAACACCGUUUUUUACAGUCACAUGUACUCAUGCUCGAAGCUGUUGCGCUUCUUGCUCGUAGUGAUCGCUACCGGACUCAGUCCCGGCGGUAUGGCGCUAGCGAAAGACGUGUGCCCGUACUGUGCAGACCUCGGCCGAGCUUGUCAGGUUCAGAGCCAGCGCUGUGUGCCGUGCACCAGCUCUGCGAACUGCUCCUCGCUCCAGAGCUGUAACAUCAACACGGGCUACUGCGAUCCAAAGUCGCUCUUUCAUCCCUUCGUAUGGAACGAUGGGAUCAUGGUGCCGCUUAUGUUCAUUUCAUCCGCAGUUCACAACGCUGCUGGUACUGGAGGCGGUACCAGUUACAUCGCUUUGUUUGUGCUUGUUCUUGGCUUUCGAGUUGCAACCGCUAGCGCCAACUCCCACGCUUUCAUCUUUGCUGGCAUGAUCGCGAAUGUGCUGGUGAACCUGUGGGCACGCCAUCCUUUCCGUGAUAUGCCUCGGAUCGACUGGAACCUGGUUGCAACAUCAGUGCCGCUCUUCUUGGCAGGCUCCAGUAUCGGCGUAUUUUUGAAUCAGUUGUUCCCAAAUUAUUUUUUGUCACUUCUCCUGGCUUUCUUGAUGCUGCUUCUCACGAUGCUCGUCGUCUGGCUUGGUGUUCGUCUGACCUGGCGCGAGAUGAAGCGACAUCCUCUGGAGUCGAACAGAGAUCCAUGCCCAGGCGAUGUCCUCGCUGAACAGGACUCCCUGACUUGCGGACCAGAAACCUCGAAGGCACACACUAAGACCGCCAUCGCCACAGACCUGAGCAUGGAAGACAAAACAUUGCUGGAGCGCUCGAGAACGUCGACAACCGGUUCAUUGGAGGCGUCGUCAUGGACAGCUUCCACCGCGAAAUCCAUGGAAGCGUCGACUGCAGUUGCAUCGCCAGGAGAAUCUACACCGAUCCCGCGCCUCGAGGGCGGAACCCUGCCAGGUAUAUGGCUACCGCGAUGGCUGGACCCGCUGUUACAUUCGCGGACGCUCGACGAGAUGAUGCAAUUUGAACGACCCUGGUUUCAAUGGCGAUAUUGGUUGUUUCUCGCCUCAUGCUGGAGCGUUCUUUUUGUUGCGCGAUAUCUUUCGGGAUCUCGUGAAGCACGAUCGCCCGUGGGCAUGCCCCUUUGUGGCGUUGUUUUCUGGGUUGUUUUCGCUCUACAGGAGGCGUUUCUUGUAAUAGCGGCCUUGGUUAUGUGCCUACGGAACAUUCGUCUGCGCCGACUAAGGGAAUUACUUGGUUUUCCGAGGUAUGUCGACGCGAACGACAUGGGAGAUUUCCCGCUCCACAGCGGAUUUCUCGUCCCGUAUAUGAGUUUCACUUUUUUGGCUGGCAUCCUCGAUACGUGGAUCGGAGUCAGCGGGAGUGCGCUGCUCGUUCCCUAUCUCUACGUCCUGGGGCGCGUUGAACCUUUCACAGUGCAGAGCUCUGUUUCGGCGGUCAUUUUCGUGACGUCAUCUGCGGGUGCAGUUCAGUUCCUUGUCUACGGCAAGCUGAUCAUCAGCUACGCACUGUUCUAUGGCCUCUGGUCACUGUUAGGAUCACUGUUCGGUGUAGUUCUGGUUUACUACAUUGCCCUAAGGUAUCGAAUGAAAGCCAUCUUUCUGCUUGCACUAGCGGCUGCAUGUGCAUUUAGUUUCGGUACAUUGGUCUACGUAGGUAUUCGGAAUGUUGUGCAUGUAGCAGCUGCCGAUGCGGGCUGGGUCUUUAACAGCAUAUGCUCGGCUGCCAGCAGGGCGUGA
Cyanidioschyzon merolae strain 10D is the source of this 1950-nucleotide messenger RNA. RefSeq lists its product as hypothetical. Gene Ontology annotation, biological process: protein ubiquitination. The transcript has a single exon. The record is from RefSeq and is a predicted model, not a curated record. Gene Ontology annotation, cellular component: membrane; Cul4A-RING E3 ubiquitin ligase complex. NCBI's taxonomy places the organism in Eukaryota, Rhodophyta, Bangiophyceae, Cyanidiales, Cyanidiaceae. The coding region runs from base 1 to 1950 and encodes 649 amino acids.